CAAUGCAGUCGCGAUUGCUUGUACCGUGCGGACCUGACGCGUUAGAACCUUCGACAGACUGUUUUUCAAGAUAGCGUGGCUCAAGAAGAUACUGAUCAUAUUAUUUGAAUAGUCAGCGGUAUAGCAGCACAGACUGUACGCCAGGCACUCCUUAGACUUGGCCUGAGAUUUGUCUUCAGAUCUCCAAACCGGAUUCUGCGUGGCUGAAGGCAUCUGGAUCUUGAACACCCCCGUGGACCACAAAACGAUCCACACGGUUGGUCCCCCGGUCAUGGGGAGCUGUGGAAGCUGAGUCGCAAUGUGUCAGAGCAAGCUGGAGGCCAACCAUGACCUCCAUGGUACACCCAGAAUGGCCUUAACAUCUGCUCCCUCUGUCCAGGGAAUGUUCUCCCUUCUUGGGUAGCCCUGGGCUACCCCUGGCCCUCUCAUGGAGAAAUACAACACCAUUUACAUGUCUGUGAUGUUCACCCAGUUCGAAAAAAGAAGAUGAAAUUUCCCUUCAUUUUGAUGGCUCUACGGAAUACAAAGAGUUGUGAGAAAUUGACCCAGAUGCAUCUUGGGAAAGGCAUUGGAGAAUCUGCAGUAAGCAGCUGAGGUUCUGCUCUCUUUGUUUUAUUUAUUAUCUUUCCCCCUACACUGCAGGCGUAACCUUUAACCUUUUAACCUUUCGCAAUGUGGACAAGGUCGCAGCAUGGGCGCUGAUCCUCCUUAUCGACACACUGAUCACGCUGGUGCUCAAUCCGAAGGAGAGUGACCACGCGCGAUUGUGAGCUGCCGCCGUGGCAAUGCAGCGCAACGGGGGAAUGGCGGGCAACGGUGGUCAGCCAUGGGUGUUCCGUCGCGUCCGCCUCACCUGGCUCAGCUUCAUGCUCUUCUUCAUCCUGGUCUUCUUCCCACUCAUCGCCCACUACUACCUCACCACCAUCGACGAGGCCGGCGGGCCAGACAAGCGCAUCUUUGGGCCGCGGCCCGGCGGCGAGCUGUGUGAGGCCAAGCACGUGCAGGACCUGUGUCGCAUCCGCGAGUCGGUCAGCGAGGAGCUCCUCCAGCUGGAGGCCAAGCGGCAGGAACUGAAUGGCGAGAUCGCCCGGCUCAACCUGCGCAUCGAGGCCUGCAAACGGAGCAUCGACAGCGCCAAGCAGGACCUGCUGCAGCUUAAGAAUGUCAUCAGCCAAACUGAGCACUCCUACAAGGAGCUCAUGGCCCAGAAUCAGCCCAAGCUCUCGCUACCGGUCCGCUUGGUGCCGGACAAAGAUGACGCCGGUCUUCCCCCUCCUAAGUCAUCACGGGCGUGUCGCCUCCGGUCGUGUUUCGAUUAUGCCCGGUGCCCCAUGACGUCAGGGUUCCCGGUCUAUGUUUACGACACAGGGUCAUAUACCUGGGGAGAGAACCUUGACCCGCUGGUCAAGCAAGCUUUUGCAGCGUCGGUUAAAAGCAACAUCUAUGUGACGGACAACCCAAGCAUCGCUUGCCUGUAUGUGGUGCUUGUAGGGGAGUUGCAGGAAACACCGGGUUCCCCUCCCCCCUCUCCUGUAGACCUGGAGAAGCAGCUUCGGGAGCUACCUUACUGGAGGUCCGAUGGCCAUAACCACCUUUUGGUCCACCUGUCGAGAAAGUCCCUCACACAGAACUUUCUGUAUAAUGUGAGCACAGGGCGGGCAGCUGUGGCACAGUCCACCUUCUUGGAGCGACAGUAUCGGGAAGGGUUCGACCUUGUGGUGUCCCCGCUUGUCCACGCCCUCUCAGAGCCCAACUUCCUGGAGGUGCCCCCUCAGGUUCCGGUGAAGAGGAAGUAUCUCUUCACCUUCCAAGGCGAGAAGGUGGAGUCGUUGAGGAGCAGCCUGCUAGAGGCCCCACCGCAGUCCUUCGAGGAGGAGAUGGAGGGAGAUCCGCCUGCUGAUUACGACGACCGCAUCAUUGGCACCUUGAAAGCGGUCCAGGACAGCCACCUGGACCAGGUACUUGUAGAGUUCACGUGUAAGAACCGGCCGAGGCCCAGCCUGCCAACCGAGUGGGCCUUGUGUGGGGAGCGCGAAGAGAGGCUGGAGGUGUUGAAAGUCUCUACGUUUGCCCUGGUCAUAGCUCCAGGGGAUGGGCAGCUGGUAGCUUCAGCUGGCUGUGGUAUGCGGCUCUUUGAGGCUCUUGAGGUGGGUGCCAUCCCUGUCGUGCUUGGAGACCACUCCAAGUUGCCGUAUCAUCAUCUAAUACGAUGGAGCGAGGCCACCAUCAUUGUCCCCAAGCCUCGCAUCACUGAACUACACUUCUUGCUACGCAGCUUGUCAGACAACGACCUGUUGGCCAUGAGGAGGCAAGGCAGGUUCCUCUGGGAGACCUACUUCUCCACCUCGGAGACGGUCUUCGGCACCAUCCUGGCCAGUAUUCGCACAAGCGUACAGGUUCCGGCGGCUCCAAUCAGGGAAGAGCCGGCGCAGGAGAUUCCGCACAAGGCCGGUAAGCUGGCUGGAACCGACGCCAACCUGGCCGACAACGGUGACUUGGACCUGGGCCCGGUGGAGACGGAACCCCCUUAUGCCUCGCCACGCUUCCUGAGGAACUUUACCUACACGGCGUCUGACGUGUACCGCACCUGGAAUCGGCCACCAGGCCCCUUCCACCUGUUCCCCCACACACCCUUUGACCCAGUGCUCCCUUCGGAGGCUAAGUUCCUGGGUUCGGGCACUGGCUUCCGACCCAUCGGCGGAGGUUCUGGAGGCUCUGGGAGGGAGUUCCAAGCUGCUCUCGGGGGGAACACCCCUCGUGAGCAGUUCACAGUAGUGAUGCUGACCUACGAGCGGGAGGAGGUCCUUAUGAACUCCCUGGAGAGGCUCAAUGGCCUCCCCUACCUCAACAAAGUUGUUGUCGUCUGGAACUCCCCCAAGCCACCCUCGGAUGACCUUAUCUGGCCGGACAUCGGGCUGCCUAUUGUGGUGGUGCGCACUGAAAAGAACAGCCUGAACAACCGCUUCCUCCCAUGGGAUGCCGUGGAAACGGAAGCUAUCUUGUCCAUUGACGACGAUGCCCAUCUCCGUCAUGAUGAGAUCAUGUUUGGCUUCAGGGUAUGGCGGGAGGCCAGGGAUCGUAUUGUGGGUUUCCCUGGCCGCUUCCACGCGUGGGAUGUCAACCACCAGUCCUGGCUCUACAACUCCAACUACUCCUGCGAGCUGUCCAUGGUCCUGACCGGCGCCGCCUUCUUCCACAAGUACUAUGCCUACCUGUACUCGUAUGUGAUGCCCCAGGCCAUUCGGGACAUGGUGGACGAGUACAUUAACUGCGAGGACAUCGCCAUGAACUUCCUGGUCUCGCACAUCACGCGGAAACCCCCCAUCAAGGUGACCUCUCGCUGGACGUUCCGCUGCCCUGGCUGCCCCCAGGCGCUCUCGCACGACGACUCGCACUUCCACGAGCGGCAUAAGUGCAUCAACUUCUUUGUGAAGGUGUACGGCUACAUGCCCCUGCUCUACACACAGUUCCGUGUGGACUCGGUGCUCUUCAAAACGCGCCUGCCCCACGAUAAGACCAAGUGCUUCAAGUUCAUUUAGCACACAUGGACACUGCAGAGGACUCUGCUGCAGUGGAUGAUGGGAGAUGGAGUAUUUAAUUUGGUACGGAUCAUAAGAGAAGGGGCAUACUGGACUACAUGUAGGAAAGCAUAUGUGAGUGAUGUUCUCAGACUCUACUCAUAAUGGGAGUUGUAAUAUUGGACAAGAAAAGAAACUGUUGCCAUCAGAAAAAAAUAUCUUUAUUUGUGUAUUUCAUUUUUGUUUUGCUGCCUUUUUUUCCCCCUUCUUUCUCAUGUCGGCUUCUGUGUACUUCCAUUGGCAACCACUACAGUUUUGCAUCUGCAUCACUUUUUGUUGGCUUAACAAAGCUGAUAUCAGUACACUAAACAGGCCGUCGGACGUGCUGGCAGAGAAUACUGAGCAUUUUGAACUGACACAACAUGGCUGACCUCUGACCCUACGGAGCUGGGCUGGGGCGGUCAGGCCUCCUCUGGGAGAUGCAGCAAAGGAUGUUGGGAGAAAACCGAGUGCAAGGACAAAUGGACCAUGUCCGAUGUACUUGGAAUUGUAACUAACUUUCUUUUUUUUUUUUUUUUUUUUUUUUUUAAAGGUCGUGUUAUGAUUUUUAUAUAUUCUACUUGUAUAUGAAAAAGCACUGAUGAUGGAUCUUACUUGGCGAUUAAUUUUGUUUGUUUGUGGUGUUUAUUCGUGUAAAACGAUGUGUAUGCGUGUGUAACAGAAUCACAGCCCCCUCCCCCACCCCCUUCUUCCCAGCAUUCACUGUACGUUAACUUUCAGCAAACUUGUUCCGCCUGGUCAUCUCCAAACUGGCCGUUUUUUUUUUAUCAUAGGUGUGGUCCUGUGUACUUCUUGGACUAAUCUUGAACACUUCUUGGCAACAGCAUUCUAGCAUUCUUAACCCAGAGUUGCAAAAGCUGGAGGAGGUGGGGAGUGAGGAGGAGGUGGAGACGGGUGGGUGGGGGGAGGAGGGGACAGAGGAGGGAAAACGGAAAAGCGCUGCCAGAAUCUCAUUUCUUCUCCUUCAUUUCCCCAUUUGACAAGACAGCCGGUAAUGUAAUGAAAUGAAGAAUGUCAACCAAAUUUAGACACUGAGGGUAAUUUGGCUUAUGCUACCAUCCUCCCCCCACUCCUCCUCUCACUUGUCUUUUCCACUAAACAUCAGCCGCGCUCUCUCUCUUCCUUCUCUCUGUCCCUUCUCUCUCUGCCUCCCUCCCUCCCUCUCUCUCUCUCCCCUCCCUCCCUCUCCUCCCUCCUCCCUCCCUCUCUCUCCCACACAUCUUCCUCUCCCCCUACCUGUAUCAUCUGGUUGGACAGGUGCUAGCACUGCUGACGCACCUCUGCUGAAUGCACCGUUGCUGCUGCUGCCUCUGAAGAGAUUCCAUGUGGUGUGGAGCGGGGGAGGAGGUGAGGGGUGUUCUCUAAACACAGUCCAGCCCUCUCCACCUCCCUCUCUCAUUCUUCCCACCCAUAGUAACCCAUUCAUCACCG
Molecule: messenger RNA, 5009 nt
Organism: Alosa alosa (allis shad)
Lineage: Eukaryota; Metazoa; Chordata; Actinopteri; Clupeiformes; Clupeidae
Gene: extl3
Product: exostosin-like glycosyltransferase 3
Exons: 6
Coding region: 786-3539 (917 amino acids)
Cellular component (GO): membrane
Molecular function (GO): glycosyltransferase activity
Source: RefSeq, a predicted model, not a curated record